AUGCAGGAUACGACCAUGACGACCCCGCCGCAGACCGAGCUGGUCACUCGACUGCAGGUCGACGACUCGGUGAUCGGCACCCACGAGAUCGACGAGUCCCUCUACAGCCGACAGCUCUAUGUACUAGGCCAUGAGGCUAUGAAGCGCAUGGGUGCUUCCAACGUGCUCAUUGUAGGCAUGAAGGGGCUCGGUGUCGAGAUCGCUAAGAAUAUUGCUCUUGCUGGCGUCAAGAGCCUCACUCUCUACGACCCUGCACCCGUCGCCAUCGCCGACCUCUCUGCCCAGUUCUUCCUUCACCCCGAGGAUGUCGGCAAACCUCGAGAUGCUGUCACAGCGCCCCGCGUCGCCGAACUCAACGCCUACACCCCCGUGACCGUUCACAAGUCGUCGAGCCUAGAUGGCGACCUCUCGCAGUUCGACAAGUACCAGGUCGUCGUGCUUACAAAUACCCCCCUUCACCAACAGCUGGCUAUCGGCGACUACUGCCACUCCAAGGGCAUCUUCGUGGUUUGCGCUGACACUUUCGGUCUUUUUGGCUCCAUCUUCUGCGACUUUGGUGAUAAGUUCACUUGCCUUGACCCAACCGGCGAGAACCCGCUGAACGGCAUCGUCGCCGACAUCGAUGAGGAAGGUCUUGUUUCGGCCCUGGACGAGACCCGCCACGGCCUCGAGGAUGGCGACUACGUUACUUUCACCGAGGUCGAAGGCAUGGAGAAGCUGAACAGCUCCGAGCCGCGAAAGAUUACUGUCAAGGGGCCUUACACCUUCUCGAUCGGCGACGUCUCGGGUCUUGGCCAAUAUAAGCGUGGCGGUCUCUACCAGCAGGUCAAGAUGCCCAAGUUCAUCGAUUUCAAGACUAUCUCUGCUGCGGUCAAGGAACCCGAAUUCCUCAUGUCCGACUUUGCCAAGUUUGACAGACCGGAGCAAUUACACGUUGGAUUCCAGGCCCUCCAUGCGUUCUCGCAAUCUCACGGGCGCCUGCCCCGUCCCAUGAACGACGAGGAUGCUACUGUUCUCGUUGUGUCUGCCAAGAAGUUUGUCGAGGCGGAGAAGCUUGAGAUUGAGAUCAACGAAAAGCUCAUCAAGGAGCUCAGUUAUCAGGCAGCUGGUGACCUUAACCCCAUGGCCGCCCUCUUUGGUGGCCUCACCGCUCAGGAGGUCUUGAAGGCCGUCUCGGGCAAGUUCAACCCCAUCAAGCAGUGGUUUUACUUCGACUCGCUAGAAUCGCUGCCUACUAGCACCAAGCGCUCUGAAGAACUGUGCAAGCCUAUUGGUUCCCGAUACGAUGGACAAAUUGCCGUUUUUGGAAAGGAGUACCAAGAGAAGUUGAGCAACAUUCAGCAGUUCCUUGUCGGUGCUGGUGCCAUUGGUUGUGAGAUGCUGAAGAAUUGGGCCAUGAUUGGUCUUGGCGUCGGACCCAAGGGCAAGAUCACCGUCACUGACAUGGACUCGAUCGAGAAGAGCAACCUGAACCGUCAGUUCCUCUUCCGACCCAAGAACGUUGGACAGAUGAAGAGUGACUGCGCUGCCCAGGCUGUGCAAGAGAUGAACCCCGACCUGGCUGGCCACAUCGUCACAUUGAAGGAUCGUGUCAGCCCAGAGACCGAGGAGAUCUUCAACGAGGACUUCUGGAACAGCCUGGACGGUGUCACCAACGCUUUGGACAACGUAGAGGCCAGAACUUAUGUCGACCGACGAUGCGUCUUCUUCCAGAAGCCCCUCUUGGAGAGCGGCACCCUUGGCACCAAGGGUAACACUCAAGUCGUUCUCCCCAAGCUGACCGAGUCAUAUUCCUCAUCCCAGGACCCCCCCGAGCAGUCAUUCCCGAUGUGCACUCUGCGAAGCUUCCCGAACAAGAUUGAGCACACCAUUGCCUGGGCUCGUGAGCUGUUUGAGACAUCGUUUGUCAAGUCGCCCGAAACCGCCAAUCUGUACCUGACUCAGCCCAACUACCUCGAGUCAACUUUGAAGCAGGGCGGCAACGAGAAGGCAACUCUAGAAACCAUCCGCGAUUACCUUGUCACGGACAAGCCCCUUAGUUUCGAAGACUGCAUCAUCUGGGCGCGUACAUUGUUCGAGAAGCAGUACAACAACGCCAUCCAGCAGUUGCUGUACAACUUCCCCAAGGACUCGACGUCUUCAUCAGGCCAGCCGUUCUGGUCGGGCCCGAAGCGAGCCCCUGACCCGUUGAAGUUUGACCCCAAGAACCCUACGCACUUCGGCUUCGUUGUGGCCGCUGCCAACCUACACGCCUUCAACUACAACAUCAACACCAAGGGCAUUGACAAGACGACAUAUGUCAAGGUUCUUGACAACAUGAUUGUCCCUGACUUCUCCCCUGACAGCAAUGUCAAGAUUCAGGAGAAGGAUACCGAUCCUGAUCCCAAUGCAAGCAGCUCCUUUGACGACGGUGCUGAACUCCAGAAGUUGGCAGACAGUUUGCCGGCCCCUAGUAAGAUGGCUGGUUUCAACCUUGUUCCCGUUGAGUUCGAGAAGGACGAUGACACCAACCACCACAUCGACUUCAUCACUGCCGCCAGCAACCUCCGUGCAGAGAACUACAAGAUCGAGCAAGCCGAUAGGCACAGAACCAAAUUCAUUGCUGGCAAGAUCAUCCCCGCUAUUGCUACGACUACCGCUUUGGUCACGGGCUUGGUGGUUCUGGAGCUCUACAAGAUCAUCGAUGGCAAGACAGACAUCGAGCAGUACAAGAAUGGUUUUAUCAACUUGGCGCUGCCGUUCUUCGGCUUCAGCGAGCCGAUUGCAAGCCCCAAGGUCGAAUACCAGGGCCCCAAUGGCAAGGUAACGCUUGACAAGAUUUGGGAUCGUUUCGAGGUCAACGACAUCACGCUGAAGGAGCUUAUUGCCGACUUUGAGAAGCGGGGCUUGAGCAUCACGAUGCUGAGCUCUGGUGUGAGCCUGCUGUAUGCGUCCUUCUUCCCCCCCGCCAAGCUCAAGGAGCGCAUGGAACUGCCCCUCAGCAAGCUUGUCGAGCUCGUCUCAAAGAAGCCGGUGCCCGAGCACCAGAAGGAUGUCAUUUUCGAGAUGGUGGCGGAGGACGCGAACGAGGAAGACGUGGAGGUCCCGUACAUCAAGUGCAAGGUGCGGUAA
This is a messenger RNA of Neoarthrinium moseri, 3111 nucleotides long. RefSeq lists its product as uncharacterized. The coding region runs from base 1 to 3111 and encodes 1036 amino acids. NCBI's taxonomy places the organism in Eukaryota, Fungi, Ascomycota, Sordariomycetes, Amphisphaeriales, Apiosporaceae. The transcript is spliced from 2 exons. Gene Ontology annotation, biological process: protein sumoylation. The record is from RefSeq and is a predicted model, not a curated record. Gene Ontology annotation, cellular component: cytoplasm; SUMO activating enzyme complex. Gene Ontology annotation, molecular function: SUMO activating enzyme activity.